AUGGAAAGAUCUAUAUGUAAGAUAAUUGUAAUGGGUGAGGAAAAGGUUGGAAAGACAUCAUUGUUAAAUCUCUAUGUUAAAAAUCAAACGUUGAGUAAAAUGUAUAAGCAAACGGUUGGUGCAGAGUUCUUAUCGAGCGUGAAGAGUGUAAGUGGUUUGAAGUUGACUGCACAACUCUGGGAUAUCGCUGGUAGACAGACGUUCCGACAGAUUACGUUCACCAACCUCUAUAAGGGCGCCGAUGCUCUGGUGCUGGUGUUCGAUCUGACCGAUCUGAAAUCGUUUGAAAACCUUGAUGGCUGGCUAGAGGAAUUCAAGCUGUCGGUGUGCACACAAUACAUCAAAAACGACCUUGGUGACUCGAGAUUCGUCAGGCUACCGAUGAUGUUAAUCGGAAACAAAUGUGACUUGGUUGACAAACGUGUUGUCACCAGAGAAGCUGUAGAGCAAUGGUGCCAAUCCAAGAGUAAGCUUUCCAUCGAGUAUUUCGAAAUGAGCGCAAUGUUUAGAGAGACCGUAACUGGUCCAUUCGAUUCCUAUCUACUGCCAGCGAUAGUCGAAUAUCAAAAUAGACACCAUCAACUAGAGGAAUUACCACAAUCACCAAGACUACGUUCGAUUCCAUCUGCAAAAGAUAAUAAAAAAGGUCAGAUUUAUUAA
Heterostelium album PN500 is the source of this 660-nucleotide messenger RNA. RefSeq names its product Rho GTPase (gene racJ). The transcript is spliced from 2 exons. Gene Ontology annotation, molecular function: GTPase activity; GTP binding. The coding region runs from base 1 to 660 and encodes 219 amino acids. The record is from RefSeq and is a predicted model, not a curated record. Lineage: Eukaryota; Evosea; Eumycetozoa; Acytosteliales; Acytosteliaceae.